Molecule: messenger RNA, 651 nt
Organism: Strongylus vulgaris
Lineage: Eukaryota; Metazoa; Nematoda; Chromadorea; Rhabditida; Strongylidae
Source: the annotation of a GenBank genome assembly
AUGCGAGGAUUACGAGGCCGCAAUGUUGUGACAUCGCGAAUGGCGCGAGACAAAAACGCUUCAGCGGAUGCGAUAUUAUAUGGCACUACUGAUCCACUACUUGAUAAAAUUUUUGGAAAAAACAAAAGAGCGAAGAGACAAGAGGAUUUUGAGGAAAGCAGCACGGAGCAAACACUUUUAAGGAAGCAUGAGUACGACGCUAACAAAAUUACGGAACUGUUGCAGGACAUAUUAUCAACAAUGAAGCCUGAGGGCCAGAGUAGUGGCAUUGCAUCGGAUUCCAUCCAAGGAGAACCUACUGAAAUCACAUAUGAAGAAGGUGCCUCACAAGAACCGGAACCUUUUGAAGUGUAUAGCUCAUUGAACCAAAUAGGCCGACCCGCCGAUAUAGGACCUGAGGUUGCCGACUACGCACGCCUGCAAGAGGAGAAGGUUGUUGAUGAUAAUAACCAAACGGAUAAUAAAACUACUUCCACUGCGUCAGCCAAGACUACCACCACGACAAUAACGACAAGCGCGAAAAUGGCAGGAUCCACGAGCAAAACGACGGAAAAUGGAGCAACAUCCAUCACCGAUAUCACAACAUCAGCAAGUUCGGAAAGUACACAAUCUCCAGGAAGCAGCGGAAGUCAGUUUCUAUGUCUUUCUUGA